UCUCACCCAUUUUAUCUCUUCAAUAAUUUUGCUGACAAUUAUUUGAAGUUCAUUCUGGUUCUCCCUCUCAAAUGAUCCUCUCCCCAUGUCGCAUUCACCCUUUACGUAAGACAAAAAUCCAUGGCCAGUAUUUGUUGCUAAAGACACAUUCGUUCUUUUUUCUAAGGUUGCGUUUAGACACAGUUGUUCCUCUGUCCACGAGAGCGACACGCAGAUACGCUAUUCAAACUGUUACCAAAACAAAACCUCAUAGAAACGCCACGCUUCUGCUGGAUCUCUUUUAAUCGAGUCACGAGGAGUUCCAGCAUGAUCAUGCACAAAUAAAUGUAAAGUUCAUCGGGCAUAAACCAGAAAUGGCUCUGUGUUUUUUUUUUCUCUUGGGCGUGACAUGGGAUAGAAGAUGAUCUAAUUUGUGAUCUCUCUCAUGAUGACGGAAAGAAUAAUUAGGUUUUUUGGUUUCAUAACGAAAGAGGAAAAGGGUAUGAAGCCUUUUCUUCUGAAAUGUGGUUUGGCUUUGGCUCUUACCUUUGCUGGAAUUCUCUACUCUCAAAUCGGAGUCAAGAGAAUCAAACCUUCCCCUACUUCCCCCAAGGGGCACCCUUCAGGUCAUGGAAGCGAAGAUAAUUUUGUAAGAGGUAAAAGGGCGUCUUCUUCUAGUUCUCGCAACAAUCUUGCAGAGGAAAAUGUUUUGGAUGCUGAAGAAACAUGCAGUAGCAAGGUGAUUGGUAAAAAUUCCCCAUCAGGUCUCUCUCCGAGGACUAAAAAAAGUGGAGAGAAAGAUGAGUUCAUCGGUUCUGAAUUUAAUGAUCCUAUCAAGGAUCCAGAAUUUGAAGUCAUCGUUGAAGGUAAGAAAGAGGUAGAAACACCAAGGUCAAAAGUAGGAUCUCCUAUGGCAUAUGCAAAUGUUGACAAAGAUGAUUAUGAGAAAGAGAUCAGGAACCUCAGGAGCAUGAUCAGAAUGCUUCAAGAGAGGGAAAGAAACCUUCAGUUUCAACUGCUUGAGUACUGUGGAAUUAAAGAGCAACAAGCAGCAGUGAUGGAGCUCCAAAAUAGAUUGAAGAUAAGUAAUAUGGAGGCUAAGAUGUUCAAUCUCAAGGUUGUGACCUUGCAGUCCGAAAAUCAUAGAUUAGAGGUACAAGUGGCUGAUCAUGCAAAACUUUUGUCUGAGUUAGAGACUGCAAAAACCAAAGUUAAGUUUUUGAAGAAGAAAAUUAAGUACGAAGCUGAACAGAACAGGGAGCAUAUCAUGAAUCUUAAGCAAAAAGUUGCCAAGUUGCAGGAUCAUGAAUUUAAAGUUGCUGCUAACGAACAAGAGAUUCAGAUUAAGCUGAAAAGGCUUAAGGAUCUUGAGUGUGAGAUAGAACAGUUGAGAAAAUCUAAUUUGAGACUGCAGAUGGAAAAUUCUGACUUAUCUCGAAGAUUGGAUUCUACUCAGCUCCUUGCAAAUGCUGUUCUAGAAGAUCCUGAGGCACAAGCUCUGAAGGAAGAAGGUGAACGUCUCAGACAAGAUAAUGAAGGGUUGACAAAAGAACUUGAGCAAUUACAUGCAGAUAGAUGUUCAGAUCUUGAAGAGUUAGUUUAUUUGCGGUGGAUAAAUGCUUGCUUGAGACAUGAACUACGAAGUUAUCAGCCACCAUCUGGUAAAACAGCAGCAAGGGACUUGAGUAAAAGCUUGAGUCCAACCUCUGAGAAGAAAGCCAAGCAACUUAUACUUGAAUAUGCAAACAAUGAAGGGCGAGGGAGCGUUUCUGAUAUGGACUCUGACCAAUGGUCCUCUUCACAGGCUUCUUGUUUCACAGACUCUGGAGAGCAUGAGGAUUAUUCUCUUAAUGAUACUUCAUCUGAGGUCAAAGCUAACAAUCCAAGCAAAUCAAAGAUUUUUGGCAAGCUUAUGAAGCUGAUACGAGGCAAAGAUAGCCAGCAGAACCAACGUGGUCGAGUUAUAUCUAAAGAAAAAUCAAUUUCCCAAGUAGAUAGCAGUUCACAUUUCAGCUUGAGUAUGUCAACCGGAAAUGAGUGUCUUAGGAGCGAGUAUACCACUCCCUCUGGCACUUCUAGAACUUCCUUUGAUUAUAACCAAGCCACGAGUAUGAAGGAUGAUAGUGGCAGAAAUUCAGAUAGCCAUACCCCAGGAAGCUCCAAGAAUUUCAGUCCAAUGAGAAGAAGUUCAGCAGAUUCCAAAAACCGCCUUGAUUCUUUCUCAGAAUCCUCUGCCAUGGAGAAAACUAAUUUGGUCAAAUAUGCUGAAGCUUUGAAAAAUUCAAGUGAAGCUCCCAAACAUAAAUCACACAGAAGAUCAGCAGCAUAUAGUUCGUUUUAACUUAUUAGCUACAUAUGCAAGGAUUGUACAUUACCAAGAAUAUCACAGAUUAGCAGGGUUUACUUAGUAAUCAAUCCUGAUGUACAAUAUUAGACGUUAGGAGCUGUUCAAAUAACCGUGUAAUAAUUAAGGAGGGAGGCACUUAAAAUCAUAGGCAAGAAUUCAUGCAUAGUAA
This is a messenger RNA of Vigna unguiculata (cowpea), 2495 nucleotides long. RefSeq lists its product as uncharacterized. The record is from RefSeq and is a predicted model, not a curated record. Gene Ontology annotation, biological process: protein localization to cortical microtubule cytoskeleton. NCBI's taxonomy places the organism in Eukaryota, Viridiplantae, Streptophyta, Magnoliopsida, Fabales, Fabaceae. Gene Ontology annotation, cellular component: cortical microtubule.